This is a messenger RNA of Arctia plantaginis, 387 nucleotides long. The record is from the annotation of a GenBank genome assembly. NCBI's taxonomy places the organism in Eukaryota, Metazoa, Arthropoda, Insecta, Lepidoptera, Erebidae.
AUGAGAUGCGAGGGUGUGUGGACCUUAGGGCGGGCAGCGUGCGAGCUGGGUCGGGCGGGCGGCGCGCUACGUGCGUCGUGCGGAACGCGUGGAGCUCGCGUGCGGCGCGCGUUUGGGACGCGCGCGUCUUUGCCCGGCUCGCCGGAGGCUGCGGCCCGGGCGGGAUCGAUGCGGGCGGCGGGCGGCGGCGGAGUGCAGCAGCUGGGAGGCUGCGCCGCGCCCCGCUCCGCCCCGCACCGCACCGCACCCCGCCGCGCGCACGCGCCCGCUAGCUCGCGAAUCUGCCGCGCCGCCGCGCCGUCGCCGUCGCCGACGACGUUUCAAUUCCCUCUUCAUCCCGAACUGAUUUACGAUAUGUUCUAUCUUAUAAUGAUAUUUUUUGUCUAG